UUUCUCUCUUCUUCGUCAGAGAGACCGAAACAAAGAGAGAGAGACAGAGGGCUUUGAGUUUUCUCUGCUAAACACAAAAUUGAAAUUGAUAAUUUCUCCUCUAAAUUUUUAAUUUUUAAUUUUUUUUGGAGAAAAAUUUUGUUUUUGACACUAUUUUUUUCGGUACAAGAAUAGAAAUAAAGAAUGGGAGAGAAUCUCCGGCCGAAUAUUCCGGAUCCUGACGCAACUCGGGGUUGCCGGGUCGAGUUGACUCGGACAAACUCCGACUCCUCCGCCAUCACCGUCGACGCCGUUGCUUCCACACAACCUUCUUCGCCUCAUUCUAAAAUUCCACCGCCGGAGGGGCAGUUGACAGAGUGGACAGAUGAGAAGCACAGUUCAUAUCUUGGUUCUUUAGAGGCAUCAUUUGUUACUGAGUUGCACCGUUCCAUGCAUUUGCGCGGUUUGCGCUCACAAGAUAACAUGUGGAGGGCAUCUUCAUCUGAAAAACCUCAAGCAAAAACUCGUAAUUCUUCAGACCAGUUUUUUGUUCUACGAGAUGGCUGCUGGCAGAAGAUUAACUUUGAAAGAAAUGAUGCUUUCUCGAACAGCACUGCUGAUUCUCAUGUUGUUUUAGGAACUCCAUGGAUACGCCGGUUUACAUCUUCAAGUAAACAGCGGACUGUGAGAUCUCCUGAUGCCCGAGGACAUGGGAUAGUUUGCAAUAAAGCAGUCCUCUUAAAAGAGAAUUUCACUUCCUCCCGUGGAUCUUUGAGAGGUUUGGAGCAGCACUCUGUUUGUCUUCCAUGCCAUCAGGAUUUGGUUGGCAACAUUACAGAGGUUUCAGAUCAGAACUUUGAGGAUGAAGACCAAGGAGAGAUGUCAAGCCGUGCGUCUAUGGUGAAAAGGUUGAAGACAGCUUCAGUUGAUGCUACAAACAAUGACCAAGUUGUGCCUCUUGGAAAGUUUUGUAUGACAGAUGUUGCAACAGUCAGUAAUGCUUCAUCAGAGAGGGAACAAGAAGGAACCUAUGAACUGCUGUCAGAGCACCCUGAGAGCUUUGUCUGCCCCAAAUCUGAUCUGCAUUAUUGUUUGAAAGGGAGCUGAGUUGUGACUUGGAAUCUGAAGUUUGAUAGAUAGCUAUUGACAGUGACACACCAAAAGAAAAGCGAAUUAAGAAUUGCAGAAACUAGUUGAUCAACAAACUUCAAAGAUGUAAAUGGUGACUAUUUCUUAUAGAGGUGCUGGGGUUCAUGUGGUAGUAAUGCUGAUAGGAGAUUUUUGUAAAAUUCCGAAGGAAGAAAAAAUUCAUAUUGGCUAUGAAGCUUGCUUGUAUCUAGUAUCUAUCUUCGUUGAUUCUCUUUUCUUUUCGUAUAAUUUUCCUCAAUUUUGCUUUCAAAGUGAAGCUUGAACUCCUAUUAGACAGAUAAAGUAGGUAAUGUAAUUGACAUAUACGGGUUAGCGUGUGGAUGCAUCUAGCUGACUGUCAUUCAUGUCGUUGUGUUCCACGUAUUGUAUAAUAUUUUUGCUUCCAGUGAUAUCACACUUCUGCAAGGGUUCUUGAACUUUCGUAUGUUAGUUUCAUACUUUGAUUCA
Messenger RNA from Quercus robur (English oak), 1575 nucleotides. Its product is annotated as cold-regulated protein 27-like. The record is from RefSeq and is a predicted model, not a curated record. The transcript has 5 exons. Gene Ontology annotation, biological process: regulation of circadian rhythm; response to cold. The coding region runs from base 184 to 1086 and encodes 300 amino acids. Lineage: Eukaryota; Viridiplantae; Streptophyta; Magnoliopsida; Fagales; Fagaceae.